AUGGCUGCUAGUAUCGACUCCCCGGCCUGGACCUUCGGCCUGAAUCCCACGGUUCCAGGACCUCGUGUGCCCGGACCGGGAACAUACAACGUUGCGGGGAGCCUCGAUGGAGGCUCAGCGGGAACCUUUUUCUCUCCCAUUGGGGCGAAGCCGACGUGCCCUCGAACGGACGUCAAGCGAUUAGUUUUCGGCAUAGAACGGGAAGGCAGGGACAAACCAGGACCUGGAGCAUACGACGUCACCAAGAAUCGGCCACUUAGAUGGAACGUGUCUCCUAGAGAUCGAAAGCACCAAACCCCACGGUUCCCGGUCUCAAGCCCGGCAACAGAUGCGGGUCCUGGCGCGUACAUAUCUUCAGAGUUUGCUGGCAAGGGCCCAGCAUACUCCAUGCCCUCGAGGUCGCCUACGACCCUCGACACGCCGGAGAGCCCCGGGCCUGGUCAAUACGUCCACGUCCAGCUAAGCGUCGGGCGAGGGGAGAAUGGCGCGGGGGAAGGAUUUGGCAAGCGGGACAGCCCAAGGUUUGCCACCGAAGCAACGCCCACCCCGGGUCCUGGAGAGUACCAGUCCCCCGCCUUCAACCCUCAGCUGGGCAAGAACAUCACGUUCGGCAGAAACCUUCGACCCGCUGGCUGGUCCGCCCGAAUCAAGGAGAUCACGCGGUUCGCGUGCGAGCUUGACGGCGACAACGACGACGACGACGACUGUGACGGUGAUCAACAAUGGAGCGGCGGUUGGCGGCGGGUGGGGCGUUUCCGGGCGCCGCUGCAUCACCACCGUCGAGAGUCGGCGGAGCGGGAGACGAUCAUCGCCCGCCUCCGCCGCCGCCCUUCGUCGGCCCCGCCUUCGUCCCGCUUCCGCCGCGCCUGCGCGCGAGGGAGGAGACUCGACCGCACGGCCGACGGCGGCGGCGGCGGCGGCGAUAGGACAGAAAAGAAACAACAACGUGGUGGGACCGCCAACGGCAGCAGCAGCAGCAGUAGCACGUGCCGCCGCCCGCGUUUCAUCGCGGACGUGGUGAAAGAGGCCGGGCGCAGGAAACGGGCUAAAUCGGCGGCGGCAAUGUCUGCGAAGAUAACCGGGGUCGGGGCAUCACCGUCGAAGAGACGGAGCCGCGAGACCGCCACCGGCAGGGGGUCGUCGAUGGGGACCGCCCCGCAGAGACCGCCGGACGCGGCGCCGAGCCCCGGCCCGUCGUCGUACCUCCCCGCCACCCUCGACGAGACCGCUCGCGAUGGCAAGGUCGUCGGCAUCGGCGGCAGAUCGAAGGACUCGGCCCCGAGGCCCGGCGUCGGGGACUACGACCUCAGGGCAGCCGAGGCCGCCGCCGCCGGCUCGUCGACGGCCGUCCCCCCGACCCUCGGGCGCAAGCCCACGGGGGCCCCGUACGACCCGGCUCUCAGCCGCUACCUCUUCCGCGACGACGGCCGCGUCACCCCCAGUGCCCACGCCUACCGCCCGGAGUCCGCCACGGGGGGCGGCGGCGACGGCGGAUUGGCCGGUCAGGCGGCGGCGCCCCCGGCGUGGUCGUUCGGGGGCAAGCGGCCGACUCCCAGACCCCCGGACGGCCCCGGACCGGGCAAGUUCAGGCCUCCUUACAACAACGAGACCGAUCCCUGCUGCUCGUCUUCUCCGGCUGGGGUGAGGUUUGGGGCCGGACGCGAGGACAUGUCCGGCAGCGUUUCGGGAGUUCCGUGGGUGGAGGCGGAGGAGAGGGCGGCGCGGGGGGAGGCGGGCGGCCGGAGCGCGAGGCUGUACCUCCCCGAGAGGGACCGCAUGGGCUCGAGAGCGUUCAUGCGCUCGAGGCAAUUGCCAAGGCCAGGGACCCGAGGGCCUCGGUAG
Molecule: messenger RNA, 1842 nt
Organism: Ectocarpus siliculosus
Lineage: Eukaryota; Phaeophyceae; Ectocarpales; Ectocarpaceae
Source: the annotation of a GenBank genome assembly